Messenger RNA from Contarinia nasturtii (swede midge), 1376 nucleotides. RefSeq names its product solute carrier family 52, riboflavin transporter, member 3-B-like. The record is from RefSeq and is a predicted model, not a curated record. Gene Ontology annotation, molecular function: riboflavin transmembrane transporter activity. The coding region runs from base 71 to 1348 and encodes 425 amino acids. The transcript is spliced from 2 exons. Lineage: Eukaryota; Metazoa; Arthropoda; Insecta; Diptera; Cecidomyiidae. Gene Ontology annotation, biological process: riboflavin transport. Gene Ontology annotation, cellular component: plasma membrane.
GCAUUCGAUAAGUUUUAACGCUCAUAAAAAUAAACACUAAUUCCAAUAGUUUUUAGUUUGUGUAUCAAAUAUGGAUUCAAAUCAUCGACGAAAUUACUUCGUUGACUUUUUGGCAAUGAGUUUUGGUAUUGCUGCAUGGGCUGGAGUAACCGGAACAUUUUUACAAUUGCCGCAAAUUACCCAAACGGCACCAGAAGGAGAGAAUCUCCCAGCGUAUAUUGCAAUUUUAACACAAAGUGGAAAUAUUGUAUCGUUGUUAUAUAUAAUCUACGAAAAAUGGUCACCGGUACGGUUUGACGACGCCAAUCUAAUUUAUCUGACGCUGAGUAUCGGUUGUUUUGCCGCAUUAUUUAUGGCAUUUUUCUACGAUACGACAAUAUAUGUUGGUGGCAUUUAUCGAAGUAUACCAUUGCUAGUAUGCACAUUUAUGUUUGCAAUUGUUGGAUGCCUAAGUUCGGUCUUGUUUAUGCCAUUCAUGGGACGUUUUCGUGGCAUAUAUUUGGUCACAUAUAUGUUUGGACAGGGUUUAAAUGGUUUGUUAACCAGUGUUUUAUCAUUAAUUCAAGGUAUUGGCACGCCAAAAUGUGUGACAAAUACAAUAACGAAUAUCACUGCCGUACACUAUACCGAAUCACAUUUUGACUCAAAAAUUUAUUUUCUUCUUAUAUUUGCUCUGUUAUUGUUCAGUUCAUUUGCAUUUUUUCUAUUGAACACAAUGGAAACAUGUAAAAGUGAAUACGCAUCGAUUGAGACAAAUCAAAAAGAAAUCGAAACGAAUACAGUCAAUGGUAAAGCAAAUGAUUAUCAAGCAAUUCCAACGAAUACAUUUUCAUUAACAUCAGUGAAUUUCUAUUAUUUGAUGAUUACACUCAGUGUAAUAUCAUUUUUAACGUAUGGCUUCUUCCCGGGAAUCAUGGCAUAUUCGUGUGAUCCAUAUGGCUUUUCAGCAUAUCAUCUAGCAUCUACAUUGUUAUCGAUUGCCAACCCAGUGGCAUGUUUGUUCAGCUUAUAUAUUUCACGUCCGAGUGUACGAGAUGUUAUCGUUUUGUCAACGUUAACGACCGUAUGCAUCGUUUAUAUUUUUAUAACAGCCUUGCAAGGUCCCACACCACCAUUUCAUACAUUGGCAUUUGGAAGCUAUUUAAUUAUUACCGUAUGGACAUCUUUUACAGCCUUUGGCGCAUUAAUCAAAUUAACAAUUCUGCAGCUGUUUCGGUGUCAUGGUCACAAGACACUCAAAUGGGCCGGUGCUGUAAUACAAUCGAGCUCAUUCAUCGGAGCAAUCAUUGUAUUUUUUCUGGUUAAUCAAACAAAAUUAUUUACCAAAUCAAAUCCGUGUCAAAAUUAACGUGCUUAUUAAAAACCAUCGGUUCAUC